Dioszegia hungarica is the source of this 1686-nucleotide messenger RNA. RefSeq lists its product as uncharacterized. The record is from RefSeq and is a predicted model, not a curated record. The transcript is spliced from 7 exons. Lineage: Eukaryota; Fungi; Basidiomycota; Tremellomycetes; Tremellales; Bulleribasidiaceae. Bases 1 to 1686 code for a protein of 561 amino acids.
AUGCAGCCUCCACAGCGACUGAGCGCCCACGGUCCAAGCUCGUCCUCGGCAUCAACGACAAUGGUCAAUUUCGAACCGUACACCGGUCGCAUUCUGCACGGCAUCAUCGAGACUGCCCAUGUGCGAUCAGGAGACCCUACCAUCAAGGCUGUGGAUCUGGCCGCUGUCCAGGUGGUCUCGCUUGACAUACGGCAUUUUGGGACUAUGCCAGAGAUGGACAGGGCGAUGUUUCUGAUGGCUCGUCCAGCUGGUGAAAUUGUAGGUCGCGUUUUUAAGCGCGUUGACAGGCGUCGUCCCGGCGCUGCCCCUACGCCAGAAAUGGAGUCACAUUCGUACAAGGAUAUAAACGGCGCUCGUCGGGCUUUCACACUACUCGACCAUAAACAGUACCUACCUCUGUUAUCUGACGCGCCCAUCCGUCACCUGACAAUCCGCAACAGACUUUUCGGCUUGGGCAAAUCCUGGUAUACGCUCCAACCAGAGCAGUAUGACCACUUUGUACCUAAAGCUCGAGGAGGUGUACCCACUUCGUACAGACUACAAUAUCCCCCUCGGACCCCUUUGCGAGGUGCGCUCCUUCAGCGACUUUCCAUCAGCAACCCCCCUUCUCGGACCACCUUACCUUCACUCGAGCGGAAUGGGCUGCCAAGUCUCAGGACCGGUCGGCUGGGCAGGCGUCAACAUUUCGGCCGAUGUACGGGUACCAGAUCCGCCGGUCAAGAUCGCCCAAUCCACGCUACUCUCCCCUCCCUCCCCACGAUCACCCGCACGGCACCGGGCCCACUCAUAUCCGUCUUGAUCACAGUAUCCCGCCGGACCAGCGUGUCAAUCGCUCACGCAGGUCUCCGUCGCCGGACCUCUUCCCAUAUGCCAAACGCAUCAGAGACAAUGGGUACGGACCUCGUGGCCAUGCUCAGCUCCAACCAGCGGACGCGCAUCCUGGUCCAGGAAGUGGAGCAGUGCCAGCCCCGUACCCAGAUGCUCGUCGCCGCAGCUCAGAUACAGCGCCUCGUUCUGACGGUCGUUGCACGACGUGAUGCCUCGAGCGAGCAACGUACCUCCCUCGUCAACUUUCGCAGCUCGCCCUCUUCACACUUCCGGUCCGGCCCAUCAUUCUACGGGCUCGGCUCGGCCUUGGUCGGAUCCGCGACUGCGAGCGCCACAUUCCUCGCACUGAUCCUCUUCUUGGCUACCCUUUCACCAUCAUCCACCAACUCCACAUCGACGGUAACGACGAGGAUUACUGGCGUCCCAGGAGAUGCUGUGACCAUCUACAUCAUGACAAGGUCUUCUCAGUGCACCGGCGCAGCUGGUUCCUCCUCAACGUCGUCGAUGGUCAACUUUGAGGCGUACACCGGCCGGAUCCUCCAUGGCGUUAUCAAGACGGCGCAUCAACGGUCCAAGGAUGCCAUGAUCAAAACAAUCGAUCUGGCAGCUGUUCAGGCGGUCUCUCUCGAUAUUACCCACUUUGGCUCGGAGGACGAAAUGGAUAGAGCGGUCUUUUUGAUGGCUCAGCCAGCAGGUGCGAUCGGUUUAGCGAGUCUGGCAGGAGACAUCACUUGGCUUGGUCUCUGGGACAAGAUACCGGGAGCCGUAGAAGUCAGGACAGCCCGGCUAAUAGCUUGCAGUGGUCACUCUUUCGUGUUCAGGUCAAUAAUACCAGCAACCUAUACGACUAUCAGAUAA